AUGGUUGAGACGGCCCGCGAUGUUCAUGCUAUGCAAAAUGGGUGUGGCCGAUUUGGAGAGGGAGCGUUAUAUCGCGAUGGAACUAAUGCCGUUUACUAUUUGGGACAAGUGCGACAUCAUCUUACAGCAUCUCUUGACUGGAAGGAUCUUAGGCCGAUUGGAAUGGAAAAACCAGCAGCAGCACGUGAUGGCAUGAUGUCGCCGUCUAAAACAGCCAAACCAGUGGACUUAGAGCGUAUGCAGAAGGAAUUGACCGUGCUACAGCAAGAGAGAGUUGCCGAUAUGGCGGCUGCACUG
This is a messenger RNA of Strongylus vulgaris, 297 nucleotides long. Lineage: Eukaryota; Metazoa; Nematoda; Chromadorea; Rhabditida; Strongylidae. The record is from the annotation of a GenBank genome assembly.